This is a messenger RNA of Musa acuminata subsp. malaccensis (wild Malaysian banana), 979 nucleotides long. RefSeq lists its product as uncharacterized. Lineage: Eukaryota; Viridiplantae; Streptophyta; Magnoliopsida; Zingiberales; Musaceae. The record is from RefSeq and is a predicted model, not a curated record.
GCAAUAACCACGUCAUUCCUUUAUCCUGAGGACGUCUUUUUCUCUCCCAAGAGCGGAAGCACGCAGAGCGGCGGAGGAGCGUACCUGCAAACCGAGCUGCAGUAUCGGAUCUGGAGCGUCUACCGCGGGGGCGAUGGAGGAGAGCUCGUCGGCCGGCGGCGCCGAUCGAGGCGGAGGCGAUGCCGGAGAUUCGCUGCGUAAUGCGAGCCAGGGCAAAUCCUGCAAGGGCUGCCUGUAUUACUCCUCGCUCCUCAAAUCGGACUCCAGAAACCCUUUAUGUCUUGGCCUCACGAGGCCGCUCAAACAUGUAGUUCCUAGCUCCAUUGUGGGGGAAUCUGAGAUGGAAGCUGAUAAAGAAGGUCGAAGCCUCUCAGACUUCAGAUACGUUUGCGUUGGUUAUUCAGUGUUCUUGAAUGACAAAGAAAAUACCACUGAAAAUCAAGAGAAUCAAGCAAAGUUGCCUUUUUGUGUGGGCCUUGAGCUGUUAGUGGAUAGGAAAACAUCAGCAGCUGAGCAUGUGCCCACUCAUGUGCACAAUAAGGAAGUUCCUAUUCAUUCGCAUAGGGAGGAAGCAAAAACGGUACAUUCGCCCCAGAAUAACUUCUUUAGCAAGUUUUCCAGGAGCGCGGGGCUUGUGGCCUCAGGUGUAGUUAAAAACCUCGUCAGAGUGGGUUACUCUAUAAAGAAUAAUUUCGAAGAUAUACUGUAUGAUCGCAGGCGUCCCAAGUAAACUCGUAUCUGAUGCACCUUGUUGAUCUCAAUUCACAGUAACACAAUAAUGUUUGGCGUUAUGUUCAGAUUAUUAUUGUGUAAGAUGAUGACGAUUACACCCGUGACAGAGAGCUGGGGAUCGACUGGCCAAUGGUAGAUUGCAUCACCUUGUUAGUCAUUUGCCAACAAUGUCCGGCUACAACUUGUUGAAUAUUGACAGACUGUUAAAAUAGAAACCAUAUUCUUAAUAAUUUUCACUUUGAGAAUA